Messenger RNA from Podarcis lilfordi (Lilford's wall lizard), 9365 nucleotides. The record is from the annotation of a GenBank genome assembly. NCBI's taxonomy places the organism in Eukaryota, Metazoa, Chordata, Lepidosauria, Squamata, Lacertidae.
AUGGAGAACCACCUACGGCUGUGGGCUUUAUUUCUUUUAGCUGCUGCUGUUUCUGCCCAAAAUAACUCUGGUAAAUGCUGGGGGAAGAAGGGGAAAUUGAAAUUCUCUUGUGUGGAAGGGUUAACUAGGAACUGUUGAAACUUUUUUUUUGUAAUGGUAUGCUAACUCUCAUGGGGUUGGUUUUAAUAGGUGUUGACUUUGUCUUUGCUGUUAGAUGCUUUGUGUUGUUCUUAGAGGAAAUUCCUCCUGUUAUGAAACCAGCCAAGGUAUAACGUCAUUAAAAAACUAGUCUGGGCAGUGGUUGGUGGCAAAUGCUUACUGCCUGGUACUGGCCUGGAUUGAUUGAUUGAUGUAAGUGGAGAUAGCUGGACAACUUUCUUUAACUUGCAUUGAAUUCAUGGGGUGGGGGCUGUUUCAUGCUAGCAGGCUAGCUUUACUAGCUAGGGCUAACUAAAAUGGGUGAGGUAAAACAUUUGAAUCUUCCAGAACUCCUCUUCAGACAGGCUGUUAUUCAAAAUGGGGGGUGGAUGUGGAUUGAGGAAGAGAAAAGCCCUUUAUGAUAGAAAUACCAGAAUGUUAUUGGAUGGAGUAACCAGGGUGUGAUGAGUUACCACAUUUUUCCAUGUAUAAGACUAGAUUUCCCCCCCAAAAAAUUAGGUUUAAAAUUGGGGCCCGUCUUAUACAUGGGGGCAUCUUAUACACGUAAAACUAUGGUAUGUUUCACAAAAUGAGAAGUGGGGAAACUGGCCAUGAAGAAAGAGCCCAAAGGUCACUGAAAGGUGGGGCAGCAGCAGCUUUCUGUUGAAUCAGGCUUGGGUAAGGGCUGUGACCUCUGUGGGGCUUCCUCUCUGAGGAAGCAUACAAAGAGGAAGCCCAUUAAUUAGACUGGACUGCACCAGGUUUCCAGUUGCACACUGGACAACUUGGACAAAGCAACAAAAGGAGCCAUUCCCCACAAUCAUUUUGAAAACUUAAAUGCCAGAAGUUACUUAGGUUCUAGUCCAGCCAGAAGCAGAAUCCAUUGAAUUGCCAUGAGGCAGACCUCAAGAGAAAUAUGUGGUAGCCUUUAUAUUAAUAAAGCUGAAGAUAGAUUUUAGGUGGUGCACUAGGUAGAUAGAAGCUAAAUCGGGUAUUAUUGGCUAGUGCUUGGAGGGUGUGAAGAAAACCCAUUCCUUUGGGUAGUUUUGCCUAGUGGCUGGAGGGCCCACCCGAAGGUGGCAGGUGAUAAUCCUCUGCUUCUAGCAUACUUCUCUUCAGUGUUUUCUUUUCUGGGGCUACUCAAAGGUAUGCAGCACCAGUAACUUCCCCCCCAAAUGUUAAAAGUGUAGCACUUGUUAUUGUUAAUUAAUAAUAUUUUAUUAUUUAUACCCCGCCCAUCUGGCUGGGUUUCCCCAGCCACUCAGCCUUUAUUGGCAUAAGUUUAAACAAUGAAAUCAUACAAAAUCAUCCAAAUACAUUAAUAAUCCAAACACAUACAAUAUAUAAAAGACUAGAUAGCCACCACUGAGAAAAUCAAUGAUGUGGCACUUAUUGUAACAACUUCAUAGUGAGUACCAGCGCCUUUUUUCUUCUUCAAACACACACACACUGCUUCUCUUGAUAGGCUAAACUUUCCAUUCUCCAAAACACGCACAAAUUGUAGGCCCAUCUGGGGUGGGGGAGUCAAAAUGUUACCAUAGGAUGUUAUUAAAUAUAAUGUCAAAAGUAAUUAACAAAUGUCUGAGUCCUUAAAGUUGACUUUGUGACUUUCUGGGAAACUUUUCAGCCUGAUGGGCCAAGUUCCCCUCAGGUUUUUUUUGUGUGUUUUUUAAGCAAUUCUCUGAACAUGUGCAGUUUCAUGUUUUAAGCUGAAACUUGCUUGAUGAAUGAUAGCACUACCAAGAGCACAGGAAUACAUUGGGGUUUGCUUCUGCUGACCUGAUGCUGAACCCAUUUACUUGGCAACAGGUCUGUUUUAUUUUAGAAAAAGAGAACUUUUUAAAAGUAAAAAACAAACAAAAGAAGCAUCUAUAACUGUGUACGUAUCUCUCCAACUGUUCCCUAACUACAAAUUCUUAAAAUUAAGAAGGAAGGGAGGAUGGUGUGACAACCCCAGUGUGUCAUAGCAUGGCCAUACUAGGCCAACCAAGGUGGUGAUGUUUGCUGCUUCCCCCAUCACCUGCUACUCUCUCUGGCAUCCUAUUUCAGGGAUUUCAAUAGGCGUCUGGUUAGCCACUGUGGAAAGCAAGAUGCAGGGCUGAGAGGGUGCUUGGCCUACUAGCUGCCAUAUUCUUUACAGUAACAUAUUGGUUCCGUUCAUGACCGUAAAAUGAUGUGUGUCAGUGUUCAGUAAAUGACCCGUCCCUGUGCUUUCUGCAGUGUCUGUGUCAUGCGGCAGCUCGCACGUAUUGAUCACAGUGCCGGUGGAUCUCUUUGGGACGGGCGUGGCUGUUGGCGUUCAUGAACUGACCCUGGGAUCUGGCUGUUCCGUGACUGCUGUUUAUCAAGAUGUGCUGCAGCUGGAAUACCCUCUCCAUGCAUGUGGAGCCAUCAGAGAAGUAAGAAAAGCCUACACAGAAUUGAGGAAGCUGGACUAGAUGGAUCUCAAAGAUCCCUUCCAAAUCUAGGAUUCCAGGAUCCUUUGUGACUUGUCUGGGUUAUAUACAGAGCUGUAGCUAAGGGGUGGUGAGGUGAGCCCCCACCAGGGGCGCAGGCGAGGGGGGCGCAAAAUUGGCUAAAAAUAUAUCCAUAAAUAUGUCUAUAAAUAAAAUAUUGAUUAUUGCCUCAUAAGAAAAGGUUUUAAAUAGAGGAUGCGUUGAAUGGGGUUUUAAAUAGAGGAUGAACUGAAUGGGGGGGGGCAAAGGGUGAUGAGCAGAAUUUCUUUAAAUGCUCUUUCAUGAAAUCUAACCUGAUUGUGUCAUAGCAGUUUGACACCAAAAUAUAAAUUUAACAUUCUAGCAUUAUGCUGUGUAGAUGACAGCUUCAGUGGACUUUGGGGGGUUUGCACUUGCCUCUGUACUGCAUAGCUUUGAUUUCUGCUUUGAACAGCUGGGUGGUAAGAAGACUGGGAGUUUAUAUAGGCUCGAUAACAUUGGGUUUUCCUGAAAUGCUAUCUCUUUCACAGUCUUGUAAAAGAUCCUAAAGACUUACAACUUAUAUCUGGCUCCUAGUUCCUCCCAGACAGUAUCCACUAUAGAAAUGUUCUCUACUACAUGCCUUCUGCUGCAAAUGGUGUGAUCCGGACCAGUCAGUUCUCACAUCCCAUAGAUUGUUUCUACCUAAGGUAAGUCUUGGUUCUGGAAGGAAUAUUGUGCAAGUGAGAGAUGCUGGACUAUCCCAUUAAUGUAAGAAAAGAAGGUGGGGCCGCCUUCUUCUUCUUCUUCUUCUUCUUCUUCUUCUUCAGAUUUGCAAAAGACAAUAAGCAAAGCAGCAAACUAAAAUACAUUUUUAAAAUAAAAAAACCCCCAGUCAUAAUGGUAAGGAGAAUCAGUGCUGGUUUUCUAGAAAAGGAGGUGCUGGAACUCCCCAUGAACGCCUCGCUCGUUCUCUUAGAAUGGCCAUGGCACCCACCUGAGAGGUGCCAGAACUGAGUUCCGGAGAGUUCUGGCUGAAAAAAAAGCCCCGAGGAGAAUAAAAAUAAAAGAGCUAGAAAAAGAAUGAGUAGCAUAAAUGUGUAGCAUAUAUUCAGUCAUAGGAUAAAAGGUUCAUAUGUAUACAAAAUAUAUCCAGGACUCAUAAAUGUCUCCAGAUAAAAUCAUGUUUAGUAGGAAUGUGCCAACCAUGAAAUUGUUUUGUCAUAUGAAUCACAAACAGCCCCAAAACAGAUGCAAAGUCUGAGGGGUCUGCAACGCCUCCGGCAGCAUGCCUCUUAUGCUUUUGAUCACAUCUGGUCUCCAAAUACUUAAAUGUGUGGAUCUAGCUUCUCCCAUUGGCUAUCUGGCCAAGGUAGCAUCUUUCAUUCUAGGAAGAAUGUUUUAAUGGAUGGAUUGUGUUAAGGAGAUGUUGAGAUGUCUUGGUGUCUAUCCCUGAGGUUUGAUCCUUAGCAAAGUGUGGCAAUUUAGUCUGCAGCUGCUAAAACACCAUGUACUUUGGGGGCCUACAAGGAUAAUAACAGCAUGCAAAAAGAAAGAAGAGGCAUGUGAUGCAUAAGAUCUGUCCUACAGAAAGAGCAAUAAGCCUUCUGAAUUAUAUAAGAAGGAAGUAGAUGAAACCUGGUUUCUCUUCUAGGUCAUGGAAUGUCUCCUCACUUGGAAUACAGCCCACAUGGAUCCCUUUCAGAUCCACCGUGAUGGAAAAUCAGCGCUUGGAGUUUGCCCUUGAAGUCUAUGACAGUGAGUGCUCUUAGUCAGCUGGCUAGCAUGCCUCUCUCCAAUUUACAGUAAGCUGCAAUAUUAGUUAAACCUAGGAACAGAGUUGCCCACUUGAUUAAACAUUGGUUGGAGAGAGGUGACAAUAGUUUAUUUGGGAAACAAAAGGUGUUUUCUUAUAGGGUCGUUUGCUUCUGGUGGACACGUGUUCCAUUUGCACCUCUGCAAGGUUUUUUGGGGGGUUUUGUAAGCUUUUAUACAGUAAUGGCUGGUGGUCUUUGGCUCACAGGCUGCAUUCACCCUUGGCCAGUUCCCUUGGCCUCGGCCCAGUAUACCUGAAGGAGCGUCUUCACCCCCAUUGUUCUGCCUGGACACUGAGGUCCAGUGCCGAGGGCCUUUAGGCGGUUCCCUCACUGUGAGAAGCAAAGUUACAGGGAACCAGGCAGAGGGCCUUCUCGGUAGUGGCAUCCGCCCUGUGGAAUGCCCUCCCACCAGAUGUCAAAGAAAUAAACAACUAUCUGACUUUUAGAAGACAUCUGAAGGCAGCCCUGUUUAGGGAAGCUUUUAAUAUUCAAUGAAUUAUUGUAUUUUAAUAUUUUGUUGGAAGCCGCCCAGAGUGGCUGGGGAAACCUAGCCAGAUGGGCGGGGUAUAAAUAAAUCAUCAUGGCCAUCAUUUAUUAAUAUUUCAACCUUUUUGAGUCCAUGGCUCCCUUGACCAACUACCUUCUUUCUGUGGCACCCCUGUGGCACUCAGGAGCCCAGUAAUGUCACCCCUUGCCUUCAGAGCUGGCAGCCUCUCACUCUUUUUCGAAAACCCUCCCUCGUGGAAUGUUCCCUCUCCUCUCCACUCUCCUUGGGAGUCCUCUGGGCAGCCACUGCCCCACCCCCACCCCAAAGAAAGGUGCCGCCUCAUGCCGCCCCACAGGAGCCUGGGAAGAGGAUGCCUCAAGCCUUAGCAGCACAAUGGAGACUGGCUGAAGGUGAAUGUGAGGCCACCAUCUUUCUCACCUUGGGAGGCAGCGGUGGGUGCCACCAGGCCAGCAUGGUGGAAAGGCUCCCCUUCAGCACCCGGCACUCAGCUCACAGGCAGGCCUUACACAGCAAACACAAGGCCAGUGCAAUGCCUGUCUGCCUACCUGCCUGUCCGGCCUCCCACUUGUCUGUCCAUUCCCAACAGCAAGGGAUGGUGGACUGGCUGGCUGGACUCCCUCGCCCACUUGCUUACUCCAAGGCCACUUCAGCUCCUGGCAACCAGUACCCCCUGGCCAGCCCCAGAGGCCCCAUUCACCUGGGGAGCUUGUGGCCAGGGCUGGUGCAAUAAACAGCUGUGCAAGCCUUUGAGAAGCAGAGACUUGAGAAGGCAUCAGAGGAGGGAGGGGAGGAAAGAGAGGGCUGGAGGCCACUGUGGCCUGUGGCACCCCUGGCCAUCAUUCAAGGCACCCCAGGGUGCCACCGUACACUGGUUGAAAACCACUGCACUAGGGGCUAAUUGCCAGGGCUGGGCAUGGGCACCUCAUGCUCCUGCAGAACACAUACAUGCACAGACACAUAGGCCCCUCCUCAGCUGAUCAGUCAGUGGAGAGGUUACAUUAUGCAGUAUGUUUGAAUGUUGAAUGUGUAAGUGUAUGACUAGAGACAGCGGAUAAAACAAACACCAUUAGAUGUGCUGCUUGCUAAGUGUUUAAUGGUUAUUGUAUUUGUUUAAAAACCAAUAGAAAUUUGUUUUAAAAUGGAGAAGGGACAGCAGCAAGGAGGAAAUGGCUUACACAGAAGGGGCCCAUUAAAGAAAUCUUACCCAAGUCCUUCCAAAUAACCUGGAAGUAAUACUGGCAGGUGAAGUGCUGUGUUCUAGCAAGGGAGCUUGUAGUUAUGUGGCUCUUGGCUUGCUUCUUACUGACGUGUAUGUAAUGAUUCUAUGUUCUUCCUUCCAGGUACCUGGUCAGCACCUAGGUCUGACCCCACUUACUAUCUUGGGGAUCUAAUCAACAUCCAAGCAUCAGUAAGGAAGGGCAGCCACGUUCCUCUGAAGAUCUACAUUGAUGAGUGUGUUGCCCGGCCAAACGCUGAGUCCUCUGUGAAAUACGAAGUCAUCACAAAUCAUGGGUAGGAGAUGGGGAGUGGCAGGCCCAGGCAUGGGGGAAUGGCAACAGGGGAAAAGAAAACUGGAAUCAGUUCUAUGGCUGUGACCACAUUCAACACUGAAGUUAAUUGAAAAUGGGACUUGAGCUAGGGGUGGCAAAGCUCUUCUAAGCUAGGGGUGGCAAAGCUGUGGGCCCUCCAGAUGUUUUUGGAGGGCAGCUCCCUUCAGCGCUGACCAGCAGAGCCAUGCGCUGCCGCCACCAUUGUGUUUAGCUGGAUCCAGAGUUUGCUACAAACUGUUGUUGUGCAAAAGAAAGGAAGAGAUAUUAAACACUAUAUGCCUGUUGAAAUAAGAGUACAUUCACUUCUUUUUUCUUGAAAGAUAGAUGUUUAGCUUGUUUAGAAAUUGACCAGCUCUGCCAUGAGUGUGGCACUCAUAUUAAUAAUAGGACGGAGGAAAUUGGAUCAUUCAUGCCUGCUUCUGUCUGUAUUGCAGGUGCCUUGUAGAUGGGCAGCAAAGCAACUCCCGUUUCCUCCCCACGCAGGAAGAUGGAAUCAGCCGCCUCCAGCUGGACACAUUCACCUUCAUUGGGGCCUCCAACCACCAGGUUGAGGGGGAAGGGGGGGGGGAAGGGAACUGAACCUCCGAUAUGGGACUAGUACUACACUAGUUUUAUGGUCAACUGCUGUUUGGGGGGACAGUGGAGUUAGUAAGCAUGUGGAAAAUCUAAUGUCAACUUUAUGGAUGAGACAUUGCCUCACGUCAAUGACUCUGCGUGAGUGAUGAGGGCAUCCUUCUGUUAGCAUUCCAAUUUUCCCAUCCUGUGAGGGCCCAUGGGCUGUGUUGUUUCCCCUCCCAUUUAUCUCACAAGGGGCUUGAAUGGCACAUCCACAAUAUCAGAUGCAUCUUAGUUUUGGCGGUGCUAGUGAGAGUCUGAGUCUCCAUGCCAGGCAUUUGCACUCUGCCACUGGGUUGAUGAACCUGCCCUUGUGUGUGUCAGAUUUAGUUUUGCAAGGUCCUCCCUAGCCUACAAAUGCUAGGAACAGAGUGACAACCUAAUGUACAACCUAAUUUGAUUGUCUAGAUCUACCUCAUAUGUCACUUGAAGGCGGUGCCUGUUGGCUCUGCGGACCCUCGCAACAAGGCAUGCUCCUAUGACCUCACUACUGCAUCAUGGAGUUCCUAUGAAGGAGGAGAUUGCUCCUGUUGUGGUUCUCCUAGUGGGUGUGAGAGCAAGAAGAGGAAGAGAAGGCAACAGCAGAAGAAAGGUGAAAUCCUCUCCCUAAAACCUAUUUUGUAUCAUUGACUUUAUGUACCUGCUAAUCAAAAGGUUCAAAAGAAUGACUGCCUACUGCAGAGAUGCAGUUGGACUCCAACUUCCAGUAUUCCCAAGUCACAAUGGUCAGUGGUCAGGGAUGGAUGGAAAUUGUAGUCUACGUCUGAAGGACACCAUGUUGACUUCCACUGGUCAACUGGUUCCAUUUGGCGCCCAAACAGAAGCAGCCACUUAUUUGUAACUUGUAUGGCUUCACUCGCUCGUUUCACCAUAAAUGCUGGGAACAACAUUUCCAACCAUGACCUAUAUUUGGAGGAGAGUUAAAACAGCUUGCCCUGUUCAUUUCUAUACAAGAGCUGUACAGAGAAGGCUGAAAAUACUGUGUUAAGGCAGUGGGGUGACAACAAAUGGGCGAGUAGGUCUGUAUUCGUGAGCCUUUGAUUUGUGCUUCCUCCUUGCAGGAUUGUCUGGAGAAGCCAACCUCAAGCUUGGUCCCCUUGCACUGAAAGGAAAGCCAACAAACAGCUCCUCCACACUGAAUGACAUCAGCACUUCUGAGACGAUGUCUGUGGUGACCAGCUAUGCCACACUCAAGGCUCCCCAGGCUGCUGAGUUGCCUGCUAACCAGAGGGUGACUAUUAUCGUGAGGGAGAGAGUGAAGGAAGGAUCUGGUAAGAGCUUCAGAAUUGAUAGAGAAUGGUCCAAACACAAUGAUAAAUUUUUCAGCACAGCAAUGACUUAAACUGACAAGACUAAUUAUGUAUGUUAACAUGAAACAACCAAAUUGAGCUGCACAAAAUCCUGGCAUGGUUUUGGCCAUAAUAUUUAGGAGUGAAAUAAGAUGGAAUAAAAAAAUAGCCCUCUUGCAUUUUAUAGCAGGGGGACAGGCCCUUCAGUUUGUCACCUAGGAAUUCCAUGAGAUUUGAACAAGGUUCUGUCACUUGGGCCAUAUGGGAUGGCAUUGUUUUGUGUAGACAUGGUGCAAGACAACUAGGUGUGAACAGCACCAACUCCGCAAUAAACUGCUGUGUGGAGAAGGGUCUGUUGUCGAUGCAGUAGAUGACGUCCCCUUUCUGUAAGGCUUGAUUUGAGCCUGGGCUCAGAUCCGAAACCUGUAUUUGCCCCCAGCAAAAGUGCCUUUUAGCAUCGGCAGAGUAUACUUUCCUUGCCACUGAAAAGCAACAACCAGUUACUUUGAGACUGGAGGCCUGUAGGUCUGAAAGCCUUGACACCCAGUAAGCUCUGUAUUUUAUUGCACAGUGCCUUUCUAAAUUUUGAAGUACAAAUAGUUCUGUGAUGUGGAUGAAGUAAGGAACAACCAGCUUUAUAACAUCUCUGUGAACUGCCUCUGUUGACACUCCUCUUUUCCCUCCCUUCCGCUAAUAGGGUUCUUCCUCCAUUUCCCCUUCUCCAUUGCCACCAUGGUCAUAAUAACUACCUGUGCCUUCAUUAUAUUUCUGUCGAUUAUGGGCUGUUACUGCUCCAGCAGACGGUCCCGUCGUGGAUAUCGCAUGAAGACCAUCCGUGCAGCUUUGGUGGAAGUUAGUGCCGUUGCCAUGGCACCUGCAGCAACUGGCUCAGUAGCUGUUGUUUCCUCUGGGAAAUCCAGAGCUAUCUCCAAGAGACCUGACAGGAGAGUAGCCAGCAGCUAGUGGGCAAAUGGCUUCUCUCCGAAGAUUCAGCUGUUUAACAAAUAAAUGAUUGACAGUGCAAAAACACAAAA